Messenger RNA from Alnus glutinosa, 1478 nucleotides. RefSeq names its product putative F-box protein At1g65770. The transcript has 2 exons. The record is from RefSeq and is a predicted model, not a curated record. The coding region runs from base 70 to 1266 and encodes 398 amino acids. NCBI's taxonomy places the organism in Eukaryota, Viridiplantae, Streptophyta, Magnoliopsida, Fagales, Betulaceae.
GUACCCAAUACAACGCUGGUGGUUCAGUUCCGUCAGGGAGAGCCACUGAGCCAGUCAACGAACAAAGAUAUGGGUGAGAGAGUAGUGGAGUGGUCCGAUCUUCCGAAGGAUCUGUUGCCAAUGAUCGGCAAAAGCCUCGACGCCCGCGUCGAUGUUCUCCGAUUUCGCGGCGUCUGUACCUCCUGGCGUUCCUCUAUCCCUCCCUUUCACGCUCACUCUUCUCGUUUCCCUCUCAAAUUCCCUGAACCCCGCAGUGCGCUGGAAUCGGCGUCAAUGUCACGACAGCCAGUUUAUCUCUGCGAAAGCACUCUCUAUCUUCUUCAACCGGUAAAUCCUUUUCCAACUUCAACUUCUUCUUGUAAUAAGGGUUGGUUGAUCAAGGUCCAAGAGUCAAAUUCAGGCAAAUUGCGUCUUUUAGAUCCACUCCCCAACCACAAAUACAGGUGCUCCCCUGUUACCCCAAAUACUUUGAACUUAUUGAAAUUCCGGGUCGUGGAAUUAAGAAAAUCCCAUAUGCUUAGAUUUGAUGUCGCCACUCCACCCAGAUCAGAAACUGAAAGAGAUCGUGACCUCAGUUACCGUUGUAACCGCUCUAUUCCUUGGGUGAACAAAGUAGUGAUGUUGCCUAGUUCAGCUUGGACUGACGAAGACGAGUCUGCGGUUUUCGUGAUAUUUAAUUGGGGGAAAUUGGCUUUCGCGAAAUGUGGGGAUGAGAAGUGGACCCUCGUAGGGGAUCAGAGCCUUGAAUACGAUGAUAUUAUUGUUUACAAGGGUCAGUUCUAUGUUGUUGAUCAUAGAUUGGGAAAUGUUUGGUGGAUCAACUGUUCAUCCUUGACGUUGGUUAAGUUUUCCCCUCCGGUAUGUGGUUUGGGUAACCAGAAGCAUCUGGUGGAGUCGUGUGGAGCUCUUUAUGUUGUUGAUCGAUACUUUGACGGGGAACGGAGGAGGAUGGAGAACAACUUUCGGCGCCGUAAUCUUCCCAAGACAGUUGGUUUCAAAGUGUACAAGCUGGAUGAAGAGGGUGGUGGAUGGGUUUUGUUGAAAAGCUUGGGUGAUCGAGCAUUUGUUUUGGGUGCUGAUUGUUGUUUCUCUGUUUCGGCUAAAGAAUUUGUGGGAUGUAAAGGGAAUUGCAUUUACUUCAUUGAUCAACAUGAAAGUCAUAUUUUUAGUUUAGAGGAUGACAGCAUUGCCGAUUUACCAUUUUUCACGGAUGAUUCUCGUCCCUUCUGGGAAGCCCCAACUUGGCUUAGCUCUGCUAAUCCAUGAAUGUUGUCAAAAUGAAGUCGGUGAAUUGUCGGUUAACCGAACCGAACCGAUACCCACCCCUACUUGAGCCCCUUACGUUGCUUCCCCUCUCACAGUUGUUGUGCCAUUGUCAGGUCAUGGAAUUUGUUGCUUCUUUUCGCUAUUCAAAUAAUUGAUUUUUUUUUUUUUUUUUCUUUUGAUUGUGGAUGCGUAUGAGCGGAUGGAACCCAAAA